AUGAAAUUCGUCAUAUUACUGUGUGUACUUAGCGCGCUGCUGCUGCAAAUCGAAGCCUCACCCGUCAAUCAUCUGGAACGUCAGUCCCGUGCAGUCUCACGUCAACAAGCCAGUGGAGUUAAUGAUGUCGCACCCGCUGCAUCUUCUACCGAUGAUGAUGAUGACGACGAUGAAGAUGAUGAUGAUGAUGAGCCAGAUCUAGGUGAUCUUGUGGAUGAUGAUGAUGAUGAUGAUGACGAAGAGGAUGAUGAUGAUGAUGAAGAAGAUGAUACCCCACAAGGUCAAGCUGCUCCAGCAUCAGGUGCCAACGAUGAUGAUGACGAUGAUGAUGAUGAUGAUUAUUUGGAUAGAUUAUUCGAUGAUAUUUUGGAUGAUGACGAAGAUGAUGAUGAGGACGAUGUAGUUCCAGCUGCUAGCGUACAAAAUACUGUAGCUGCUGCACCAGCCGCACCAAUUACUUCCCUAGAGGAUAUUGCGCCCGUUGGACAGUCUGCCGUAAACUCUGGUAUUAACGAUGGUUUAGAUGUGCCUGCGGAAAAUGGUAACUCAGCUGACGCCUCAAUUGCUGGCAAUGCUGCCGAUGACAUCGCCUCAACGAGUAACAACAACGAAGGUGCCAUAACAGGUGAUGAUGACGAAGAGGAAGCGGAUGACGAUGAUGAUGAUGAUGAAGAUGAUAUAAUUGGUGAUGAUGUCAUUGAAGCAAGACGUGAAGCACGUGAGUCCAAAAAUACAACAACUAAGAAACAAACAGCAACAGCUAAAAAAACUAAAAAAUCAACAAGUGCUUUGAAGAGUAAAAAGGCUCUCAAACAAUAAGUUUUCAAUGCUUUAAAACUGAUAUGAAUAAAACUAAAGAUAAUUAAAAGGACUUGAUAGCGUAAAUAAGCUUUUAGCAAUU
Molecule: messenger RNA, 901 nt
Organism: Teleopsis dalmanni
Lineage: Eukaryota; Metazoa; Arthropoda; Insecta; Diptera; Diopsidae
Product: nucleolin-like
Exons: 4
Coding region: 1-819 (272 amino acids)
Source: RefSeq, a predicted model, not a curated record